AUGAAUUUCAAAUCUAAGCUUCCUUUGUUUUUGGUGUUCUUUUCAAUUUUCGUAGCUUCCACUUUAGCCAUUCGCUUUCCCAACCAGCAUGACCCACAGCGUGAGCUGAGGCAAUGCAUGCAACGUUGCCAACAGCGACCAGGUGGUCAGUACGAACAGAAGGAGUGUGUCCAAGAGUGUCGAGAGGAAUACGGUGGGAGAGGAAGAUGGGUCGACGAAGGUAAUUAUGAUGAGUUGAUCGAUGUAAUGAUCAACCCAUACCAUGACCCUGAACGCCAGUACGAGGAGUGCAGACGCCGCUGCCAAAGGCAAGGCAGUCGUGGUCAAGGCCGAGAGUACCAGUGCCAGAAAGAGUGCCAGGAGGAGUACCAGGAGGAGAGACAGAGGGGUAGAGGUGGCCGCUACCGAGAGUGGGAUGAUGAAGUUGAAGAGGACAACCAGCGUCGUUAUGACCCAUACAGUCAGUGCCAACAGCGCUGCCAAAGGAGAGGAAGUGGUCAACGUUAUGAGUGCCAGAGGAGGUGCCAAGAGGAGAUAGAAGGAGGUGGUCGCUAUGUCGAGGAGGAAUCCGACAACCCCGACCGUCGCGACCCACAAGAUAGGUACCGUCAAUGCCAGCAGAGGUGCCAAAGGCAAGGAGAAGGGUAUGAAUGCCAGCAAAGGUGCCAGCAAGAGUACCAAAGGCAGAGAGGAAGAGGUGGGCGCUUCGAUGAUGAAGUAGAGGAAUCUGAGAACCCCCAGCGUGACCCACAAGAUAGGUACCGUCAAUGCCAGCAAAGGUGUCAAAGGCAAGGAGAAGGGUAUGAAUGCCAGCAGAGAUGCCAGCAAGAGUACCAAAGACAGAGGGGACGAGGUGGCCACUUUGAUGAUGAAGUGGAGGAAUCUGAGAACCCUCAGCGUGACCCACAAGAUAGGUACCGUCAAUGCCAGCAGAGGUGUCAAAGGCAAGGAGAAGGGUAUGAAUGCCAGCAGAGGUGCCAACGAGAGUACCAAAGGCAGAGGGGACGAGGUGGCCGUUUUGAUGAUGAAGUAGAGGAAUCUGAGAACCCCCAGCGUGACCCACAAGAUAGGUAUCGUCAAUGCCAGCAGAGGUGUCAAAGGCAAGGAGAAGGGUAUGAAUGCCAGCAGAGGUGUCAGCGAGAGUACCAAAGGCAGAGGGGACGAGGUGGGCGCUUCGAUGAUGAAGUAGAGGAAUCUAAGAACCCCCAGCGUGACCCACAACGCCGCUACCAGGAGUGCCAGCAGAGGUGCCAAAGCCAAGGAAAAGGAUAUGAAUGCCUGCAGAGGUGCCAGCAAGAGUACCAAAGGCAGAGAGGACGAGGUGGGCGCUACGAUGACGAAGUGAACCAGCGUCGUGGCCCACAACAACGCUUAAGGGAAUGUCAGCAGAGGUGCCAGAGGCAAGGACAAAGAAUGGAAUGCCAGCGGAGAUGCCAGGAUCAAUACCAAAGAGAGAGAGGAAUGUCUGAACGCCCCACUCUACUGGAGUCCUUCUUAGAGCUCACCAAAUUGUUCUAA
Beta vulgaris subsp. vulgaris (sugar beet) is the source of this 1518-nucleotide messenger RNA. RefSeq names its product vicilin Car i 2.0101. The transcript has a single exon. Lineage: Eukaryota; Viridiplantae; Streptophyta; Magnoliopsida; Caryophyllales; Amaranthaceae. The record is from RefSeq and is a predicted model, not a curated record. The coding region runs from base 1 to 1518 and encodes 505 amino acids.